Messenger RNA from Penicilliopsis zonata CBS 506.65, 4116 nucleotides. RefSeq lists its product as hypothetical. NCBI's taxonomy places the organism in Eukaryota, Fungi, Ascomycota, Eurotiomycetes, Eurotiales, Aspergillaceae. Bases 69 to 3941 code for a protein of 1290 amino acids. Gene Ontology annotation, biological process: monoatomic anion transmembrane transport; polyphosphate metabolic process; phosphate ion transport. The transcript has 6 exons. The record is from RefSeq and is a predicted model, not a curated record. Gene Ontology annotation, cellular component: membrane. Gene Ontology annotation, molecular function: phosphate transmembrane transporter activity.
GAACAGGAAAGGCGAAGAAGAAACAGACGACCACCGACAGACAGGCCAAAAAGAAAGAAUCAAGAACGAUGCCGUCUCGACUCGUCAUCUCAACAGCCCGCAAGGCCAUCUCGGCGUUGUGUCCAGCGCAGCCCUCGCAGCGAUGCAUUGCGAGUGCUUCGUCGCUUUCGCUUCCCCUCCGCGUGAGACCCGCGACGAUGAGCAGCGGGUUCCAGCGCCGGUUCAAUUCGACUUCGAACAAGGACGCGAAAGAAGGAAGCAAGGAUCCCGCCGCGCCGCUGCCCAGCGUCAACGAGGAGGCUGCCGAGAUCGAGAAGAUCAUGCAUCGCAAAUGUGAUGGGGGGGUUCCUGCGACGCCGGAGCUGGAGCAGGGGUCGCCUAUUGCGGAGAUCCUCAACCGUGACGAGGAAGCGAAGAAACAUAUGCCCAAGGUGAUGCAGGAUCAGAUCAAGGCUAGCAAGGGAACACGGUCCUUUUCGACUUUUGCACGCCGGCAGACCGACAUCGAGGCUGUUUCUUCUCCCUUGUCGGUCUCGGCCCAGACAGAGCUGGAACUCGAGCCCGGGUUGAAGUUUGCGGCUCCGAGUCUGCUGGCGAAGACGGAGAACUUUCGUCGUCGGUACGACACGCUGCUGGAGCAGUUUACCAAGUUGCUGAUGCGGGAUGGGAAGCUGAGUGUUGCUCAACGGCACAUGUCGGCUAUUAUUGACCACCUUCGCACCUCCUCCCCGCCCACGCUUCACCCCAAGCGGCGUCUGCUUGCCGGGCCCCCCGGUCCUCAGCUCCCGUUGAACCCCGUGCUGUACAUGACGAUGAUUGUCGACUCGGUCGCGCCGCUGAUCAAGAUCCGGCAGCAGCGGGGCAUCAUCGGUGGCGGCGCGGCCAUCCAGAUCCCCGUGCCGCUAUCGCUGCGGCAGCGCCGCCGUACGGCCAUCCGCUGGAUCGUCGACGCCUCGGACAAACGGCGGGAUAGCCAUUUCGCGCAGCGUGUCGCCAACGAGCUGAUUGCUGUGGCGGAGGGGCGGAGCGGUGUCUGGGACCGCAGGGAGACGGUCCACAAGCUGGGUGUUGUCGGGCGUUCGAACCUGGCUCUCAUGAAUAGUCGCCGGACGGUCUAUGUAUUGAUCGAAGUGGCUGUACCUCUUCCGCCUGCGCAGAGCUUCGAGCUCGUCGAAUUCACGCCCCUCACCGAGUCGACCAGGCCACCACGAGAGACAGCGAGGGGGCCAAACAGGCAGGAAAAACGAGGAGGCAGCGAGCAGGCAGAGCGAGGGCAGCGUCGACUGCGUUUCUGGGUCCAGGCGCUCCGAUUACGUGCCCGGCGAGAGAAUACUGCGGCGGCCAGAGACAAGAUGAAGUUUUCGCAUAGUUUGCAGUUCAAUGCUGUACCGGAAUGGAGUACCCAUUAUAUUGCGUACAGCAAUCUGAAGAAACUGAUCUACACGUUGGAAAAACAAGCACACAGAGAUGGUCAGACGGCGGCAGAUCUCGAAUCGGCUCCCCUGUUAGACAGCUCGAGGGAUCCGGAUAGCGUCUUCCGGCGGGCGCUCGACGUGGAGCUCGAAAAGAUCUGUGCAUUUUACCGGGUUAAGGAGCUGGAAAUCCUGGCAGACGUCGAUGAGUUGAUCGUUGACCAGGAUGCGUUUGCCCUCGACACCGCGGAUAUGGACAUGGGCCCCGUCACCGAGACGGUGAUCAAGGCGCGCUCGCGGGCCUCGCGUAUGGGGAGUUUGUUUCGUGCCCGGCAGGCAAGCACAGUCAGCGAAGAGGACAUGAAUCUACGGGCAGCGGUGACGGGAGAUGAGGACGAAGACGAAGAUAGUGACGACGAGGAGCAGUCGCUGUCCGAACAACAGCAACAGCAGCAGCAGAAGCUGCCCCCGCGUUUACACGGCGAUGACGAGACUGUUCCCAGCGAGAUGACAGAUUCGAACCUGCUCGAGUACUCGCGCACACUGGACCCUAUGGGCCGCCCCGGGCGGCCCUUUGACGAUCCACGCUUUCUUGCCCUUUAUAACACCGGGGUGUCGUUGAAGAAACGCGCGGUAGAGGUCUACGUUGCGCUAUGUGGGCUCAAAUCGUACAUCCAACUCAACCGCACGGGCUUCACCAAGAUCCUCAAGAAGUACGACAAGACUCUCGACCGCAGCCUGCGCCGCGAGUAUUUGGCCCUGCAUGUCGCCGCGGCAGCCCCCUUUCUCGACACGACCAUGCAGCGCAUUGACGAGCACAUCUCCCGCAUCGAGCACGCCUACGCCCAGAACAUCACCAAUGGGGACGUGGGCCUUGCGCGCCGCGAGCUGCGCCUGCACCUGCGCGAGCACGUUGUCUGGGAGCGCAACACCGUCUGGCGGGAGAUGAUCGGUAUCGAGCGGAAGGCCCAGGCUGCCAAUGUCGGCAUCCGCCGCACGUUACUCGGGGGGGAGCAGGAUCCCGCUGCCUCGCGCCGCCAGGGCGAUGGCGAGCCUGACGAUGAGACUCGUGCGGCCAAGGAGCUUUCCACCCCUCUGGGCCGGUAUCGCGUGCCACAGUGGCUGUGUAGUCUCAGCUUCGUCACCUUGCUGGCCAUCGUCCUCAUCUUUGCCCUGCUGCUCUCCGUCCCCAUCAUGGACCGGCCCGAGCAGCAGAAUUGUCUGGCAAUGCUAGUCUUUGUCAGUUUGCUGUGGGCUACUGAGGUAAUUCCGCUCUUUGUCACCUCCCUCCUGAUCCCCUUUCUGGUUAUCCUGCUGGGCAUCAUGCGAGCCGAGGAGAAGCCGCACGAGCGACUGGCCCCCAAGCAGGCGACAAAGGUGGUGUUUGCAGCGAUGUGGACCCCCGUGAUCAUGCUCCUGCUGGGCGGGUUCACGAUUGCGGCGGCCCUGUCGAAGCACGACAUUGCGCGGCGGAUGGCGAUGCUGGUGCUGAGCCAGGCCGGCUCGCAGCCGCGGGCGGUGCUGCUGACGAGCAUGUUUGUGAGCAUGUUCCUGAGCAUGUGGAUCAGCAACGUCGCGUCGCCCGUGCUCUGCUAUUCGAUCCUGCAGCCGCUGCUGCGCAACCUGCCACCCGAUUCCACCUUUGCGCGCGCGCUGGUCCUGGGCAUCGCACUGGCGGCCAAUGUCGGCGGUGCGGCCUCGCCCAUCGCCUCGCCGCAGAACAUCAUCGCCCUGCAGAACAUGUCGCCCAGCCCGAGCUGGGGCACGUGGUUCUUCGUCGCUUUACCCGUCUGCAUCAUCUCCAUCCUCCUCAUCUGGGUGCUCCUGCUGGUCACUUUCCCCAGCGGCAACACCACCAUCGUCCCCAUCCGCCCUGUCCGCGACCGCUUCUCGGGCGUCCAGGUGUUCAUCAGCCUGGUCACCUUGACCACCAUCGCCCUGUGGUGCGCCAGCCACCAGCUGGAGCACAUCUUCGGCGACAUGGGCGUCAUUGCCAUCAUCCCGCUGGUGGUCUUCUUCGGCACAGGCAUCCUCACCAAGGAGGACUUCAACAAUUUCCUCUGGACCAUUAUCAUUUUGGCCGCCGGCGGACUCGCCCUGGGUUCCGCCGUGACCUCCUCGGGCCUUCUGCACACCAUUGCGCGCGCCAUCACCGCCCGCGUCGCCCACUUCAGUCUCUACGGCGUGUUGCUCGUGUUUGGUGCCUUGAUCCUCGUAAUUGCCACCUUCAUCUCCCACACUGUCGCCGCCCUGAUCAUCCUCCCGCUUGUUCGCCAGAUCGGCGCAGGCAUGGCUGAUCCCCAUCCCAAUCUGCUCGUCAUGGCCAGUGCCCUGAUGUGUUCCGUGGCCAUGGGCUUGCCGACGAGCGGAUUUCCAAACAUGACCGCCAUUAUGACCGAAGUCCCCCAGACCGGCCAGCGGUACCUCCAAGUACGCCAUUUCCUGACUCGCGGCAUUCCGGCGAGUAUUCUAUCCUUCAUGGUGAUUGUGACGAUUGGCUAUGGCUUGAUGUACGUGGGGGGGUUGUAGAAGUUUUAGAGGGACGUAGAGGAGUUUACGGUUGCUUUGAUUUAUAUAUUACUCUUUUAUACUCUGUAUAGUCAAUCGUAUAUUUAUCUCGAUCGUUGUCACCGAUUUAUGAGCACAGUGAUAGCAUAGAUUGAAAUUGAGAAGAAAAAUUGAUAGAUUCAUUCGGCAAAAUUAU